Molecule: messenger RNA, 1247 nt
Organism: Lolium rigidum
Lineage: Eukaryota; Viridiplantae; Streptophyta; Magnoliopsida; Poales; Poaceae
Product: E3 ubiquitin-protein ligase GW2-like
Exons: 4
Coding region: 1-534 (177 amino acids)
Cellular component (GO): cytoplasm
Source: RefSeq, a predicted model, not a curated record
AUGGGCAACGCAAGGCUGGGACGACAGCGGCCGGCGGUGCAGGAGAGGCUCACGCGGCCGCAGCGGCUGGUCCGGCAGCUCUCCGACCUGGACUCCGGCCGCCUCCGCCGCCUCAUCCGCUCCGGUGACCUCGCGCCGUGCUUCGACGCCGACGAUGACGAGCGCGCCGUCGAGUGCCCCAUCUGCUUCUACUUCUAUCCGACCCUGAAUCAAUCCAAGUGUUGCGGCAAAGGGAUCUGUACGGAGUGCUUCUUGCAACUGAUGCCGUCCAAGGCUUCCAAAGCAGUCCACUGCCCUUUCUGCAAAACCGCAACUUACGCUGUAGAAUACUGCAGUGCUAGAACAUCAAGUGAGAAGAAACUUCAACAAGAAGUAAGCUUUCUUGCCAGAUAUUCUGAUCAAAAGCAUCAUCGUACUACCUUGCACUUUCCAACAAGUCUUGUUCUGAGUUUCUUGCAGGAAGAACAGAACACAAAUGAAGCCAAAACAAGAAUGCGAUCCAAGACUCACAAAACCAUUGAAAUACAGUCUUAGAACCUGCAAACCUGAUGAUUUGUCACUGCUAGAAGUUCUCUCCCUAUUUUUUCUUAACCUCCCCAGAGGUAUCAUGGCAAUCCAAUCCAUCCAUGAUCGCUCCUGGAAUGUUUCAGACAUUAUUUUCAUGUAGUAUUGUUUUGGAUCUAGAGGUAUGCAGUUCAGAACAGAGUCAGGUUCAAAACAAUAUAUUGAAACAAUACUACAUGAAAACAAUGUCUGAAACGUAGCCUGUAAAUAUUUUGGUUUCAAUAUUCUUCCGGUGGCAGCAGCAGACUGAGGAUUUGGUACAUCACUGCAGAAUGAUUCUGUAGCCGGCUCUUAAGACAAGGAUAAAAGUCCCAAGUGCUCAAUUCAGGACUAAAUUAUUUUCGUGGUGGCCAAGAACUCCACGUUAGCAUCCAGUCACCACUCACUUUGCAACGCGUCUGCUUUGAUUCCAUACGGUGCAUCUUGCCUACUGCAGAAUCCUGGUCUGUAAUACUUUUUGUUUCUACGAAUUUUAGCUUGCUAAGCUUGCUCUUACUGCUGUCAAAGUUCAGAAUGUGACAGCAUCAGUGUAUUUCUCAGUUCAGAUUCAGAUGAACACAUUUUGAUCGUUUCGUAUUCCUCAGAUGAGAUGCAAACUAGCUGUAAUUCAUUUGUCAGAUGUUACAACAUUUUUUUAAAAUUCCAAAUUCUUGCAUUUUACUAAAUUGGAAGCAGUUGUUUUA